This is a messenger RNA of Pundamilia nyererei, 1617 nucleotides long. Its product is annotated as plexin-A1-like. NCBI's taxonomy places the organism in Eukaryota, Metazoa, Chordata, Actinopteri, Cichliformes, Cichlidae. Gene Ontology annotation, biological process: regulation of cell migration; semaphorin-plexin signaling pathway. The transcript is spliced from 3 exons. The coding region runs from base 394 to 1617 and encodes 407 amino acids. The record is from RefSeq and is a predicted model, not a curated record. Gene Ontology annotation, molecular function: protein binding; semaphorin receptor activity. Gene Ontology annotation, cellular component: semaphorin receptor complex; plasma membrane.
UCUCGUGUGCGCACGGAACUGCAGAGCUGAGCUUUUGGAACCGUUGCUGCAGCUGCUGCUGCUGUUGCUGUGUGACCAGUCCCGGCGGGAAUGGAAACAUCUUCUGCUGCAACAUCCUAAAUCUAUAUUUACAUUUUUUUUUAAAAAGAAAGAAAAAGAAAUGCCAUGCAGCACGAAUGCAGAGGACGGUUUGAUCAGGCUGGUGGCAGACAAAGCUGAGGAUCAGGGGAUGAGGUUAUAGAAACGACAGCAGAGACAGGAGGAAUAAAGGACGAGGGAAGCCAGUUGCUCGGAAACUCCUCUUUUGCAUCUUUUGCACCCCGCGCUCCUCUAAGGCGUUGACUGACCCUGUAAAGGAUUACACAUUCACACCCCCCUCCCCUCUUCACCACCAUGUCUUCCCACCUUAACCCUCCCCUUCUCAUCCUCCCCAUCCUCUUCCUUGUACUUCCUCUCUCCAUCGCUUCUACCUCUACUACUCCUUCUGCAUCCCCCUUUCUCUCCUUCUCCCCUCCUGAAGGAGGCCUGACACAUUUGGUGGUCAACAACAAAACCGGCGAGGUCUACUUGGGUGCCGUCAACUGGAUCUAUAAGCUCUCCAGCAACCUCACCAAGCUACGAAGCCACGUCACCGGCCCUGUCACAGACAACCCUCGCUGUUACCCUCCACCUGGUGUACAGUCCUGCCCCCACGAGCUGGUGCAGACCUCUAAUGUCAAUAAACUCCUUCUGCUCGAUGCUGCCCACAACCGCUUGAUUGCAUGUGGAAGUACUUCCCAGGGAAUAUGCCAGUUCCUGCGUCUGGAUGAUUUGUUCAAGCUGGGCGAACCCCACCAUCGCAAAGAGCAUUAUCUAUCCAGUGUGGCCGAGGCGGGCACCAUGUCGGGCGUCGUGAUUUCCCCGGAUAUUUUUGGAGGCGGAGGGAAGCUCUUUGUCGGCACUCCUAUCGAUGGCAAGUCUGAGUACUUCCCCACGCUGUCUAGCCGCAAGCUGAUGUCCAACGAGGAAAACGCUGACAUGUUCAGCUUCGUGUACCAGGAUGAGUUUGUCUCUUCCCAGCUCAAGAUUCCCUCAGACACGCUCUCAAAGUUCCCCGCGUUCGACAUUUACUACAUCUACGGCUUCAACAGCGAGCAGUUUGUGUACUACCUCACCUUACAGCUCGACACCCAGCUCACUUCCCCAGAUGCGGCCAGCGAGCAGUUCUUCACCUCUAAGAUCGUCCGCCUGUGUGUUGACGAUCCCAAGUUCUACUCCUACGUUGAGUUCCCUAUUGGCUGCACCAAGGACGGAGUGGAGUACCGCCUGGUUCAGGAUGCUUAUUUAGCCCGGCCGGGGAGCCGGUUGGCACGUUCGCUUGGUAUUCAGGAGCACGAGGAGGUUCUAUUUACUGUGUUUGCGCAGGGUCAGAAGAACAGAGCCAAGCCGCCGAAGGAGUCAGCUUUGUGCCUGUUCACAAUGAGGCAGAUAAAGGAGAAGAUUAAAGAGAGGAUUCAGUCGUGCUACAGAGGAGAGGGGAAACUCUCCCUGCCCUGGCUGCUCAACAAGGAGCUGGCCUGCAUCAACUCGGUAGUGGAUGGCUUGUCUUUGCUCAUACUCAUAGAUGAGCUGGCCUAA